This is a messenger RNA of Temnothorax curvispinosus, 3347 nucleotides long. RefSeq lists its product as uncharacterized. The record is from RefSeq and is a predicted model, not a curated record. The transcript has 2 exons. Gene Ontology annotation, molecular function: zinc ion binding; nucleic acid binding. Lineage: Eukaryota; Metazoa; Arthropoda; Insecta; Hymenoptera; Formicidae. The annotation marks the transcript as partial.
AUGCGAGAAAUACACGACCUCUCCCUACAAGCCGCGACCGACGCGGCAAUCCGAGCGACCUUCCUCGCUCGCUACUCGAGCGUAGCAAAGAUCGCGGACGAUUUUGAGGUCACCCACCUGAAGGUCAUCCAAGAAGCGGCGGACUUCGAUGUCGAGGACGAAAUCCGAGCCAGUUUCGAUAAGAUGCAUUACGCCGUAAAGAGUCGCUAUCAUCAUGAAACGGGCGCGCCACUCGGAGGAGCGCCGGCACCGCCCUCGUGUCAGGCCUCGGUGGUCAAGUUGCCUAAGAUCCCGCUACCGCAGUUUUCCGGCGACCUCACGUUGUGGCCUUCCUUCAUCGCGUUGUUCAACGCGUCGAUACACAACCAGCAGAUUUCCGCGAUAGAGAAAUACCAGUAUCUGCUAGCCUCGCUCAAAGGGGAACCACUCAACGUGGUGAAAAACCUGCCGUUUUCCGAGGAGUACUAUCUGAUCGCUUACGACUCGCUGGUAGAUCGAUACCGGAAUAAGAGAAAGUUAGCGGACCAUCACUUGAAUUCGAUAAUCGAGGCAAAGCCAUUGAAGGCGGAGUCGGCCGAGACUCUUCACCACUUAUUAGAUACGUUUACCGAGAACACGCGCGCGCUCGCAUUGAUGAAGUUCCUUACCGAUUCAUGGGAUUUUAUCCUACUGAAGUUUUUGUUAGACAAGCUUCCUCGUUCCCUUCGGGAAAAAUUCGAGUCUGCUCACCGGGCUGAGGAGAUACCGCGAUAUACUCAACUCACGAAAUUUCUAGCGGAACAUUGUCAGGUUCUCGAGGCCGUCGCGGGCCCGUCCUCCAAAACCAAGUCCACGCCGGUCUCUUUGUUCGUGACUAACACGGCCGAUUGCCCCGUUUGUAAAGAGCCUCACUACGUGUCGAAGUGCUCCCAGUUUUUGAAACUCUCGCCGAGAGAGAGGCAGGCUAAGGCUCGCGACUUAAAAUUGUGCCUCAAUUGCCUGCGCUCAGGGCAUGGCAUGAAAAAUUGUCCUUCCGCAUGGACAUGUCGGUCCUGCGGAACAAAGCAUCAUACGCUUCUGCAUUACGAGCAGAGCUCCAAUACUACUCCUAAGACCGAACCCAUUAGCGCGACUCCUGCCGAACCGGACGCCGUACCCGCUCCUCAGUCGGAGGAUGCGCCGAUUGUAACAAUGACUAGCCUAGCCAAUAGAAUCGUCCUCCUGUCCACCGUACGAGCCGAGGCGAUAGACGCGCGUGGCAAUGCGUUCCCCGUACGCAUAUUGCUGGACAGCGCGAGUCAGGCCAAUGUCAUUACCGAGGGCUGCCUUCGGAAGGGCGGCUUUCGUCGCACCAAACACAGUGCAACCGUGUUGGCGAUAAACGAAGCUAGGGCGGCCACGACGAGGGGCCUCACCUCCCUCGUGAUCCGCGCGCGCGGUCGCGACGACACUCGGUUCUCGAUAAAGGCUACGGUCCUCCCGCGCAUAACCUCGCCGCUGCCUAAUGACAAGGUGGAGGUCCAAUCGUGGAAACACUUGAAAGGAUUGCCGCUCGCGGAUCCCGAAUAUUACGUGCCCGGCAGUGUUGACAUCCUCUUAGGGGCGGACUCGUUUGUGUCGAUACUACGGGAUGGCCGUCGUAAGGGGGAAAAGGGAGAACCCGACGCCUUCAAUUCAGUCUUUGGAUGGGUUCUGACGGGCGCGGUAUCCCCGUCAGUCCAAGCAACACCCCUGCUGUCAUUCGCGACUACGCUCGAGUCGAUCGAGACAUCAGUGGGUCGCUUUUGUCAAUUGGAGGAGGUGCCGGAGGACGCUUCUUGUUCGGACGAGGAUCGACGCUGCAAGGAGAUCUUCGCCCAGACCACGUAUCGUGACCCCUCGGGUCGUUUCGUGGUCUCGUACCCGUUCGUGUCGGAUCCUCCUACAUUCGUCGGCUCGCGCUCCAUAGCGGUUAGUCGUCUCCGCGCACUAGAACGUCGAUUUAAAUCUGAUCCGGAGUUCAGAGUUAGUUACAAUAGUUUCAUGCAGGACUAUCUCGAUAGCGGACACAUGGAGCGGGUAGUGUUUAACGCGUCCUCGCGCUGCCCGAACGGUCUGUCGAUCAACGACACCCUGCUCAGCGGUCCGAAGCUGCAGCAAGACCUGCUCGCCAUCUUGCUUAGGUUCCGCGCCGAAGCGAUCGCUCUAACCGCGGACGUGAAGCAGAUUUUUCGCCAGAUUUGGAUAAGCCCGGAGCAAUGCGACUACCAACGUAUCGUCUGGCGCUUUUCGGAGUUGGACCCCAUCCUAGACUAUCUCCUCAAAACCGUUACGUUCGGCUUUACCGCCUCCCCGUUCUUGGCGAUCUAUUGUUUGCUCCAGUUAGCUCAUCAAUACCACGAGAAAUAUCCUCUAGCGUCCGCAGCCCUACUCGAGGCGCUGUAUGUGGAUGACGUCGUGACUAGCGUUCGUACGGUGGAACAGGCUCGGGCACUCCGCGACCAAUUGCUAUCGCUUCUCCGAAGCGCCGGCUUCAAGCUUAGAAAGUGGUCGAGCAGCCAUCCUGCCGCGCUGGAGGGACUCGACACGCAGUUAUGUAGCCAAUCAAUGUUAGAUUUCGAGUCAAGCGAGGAUCAAUCUCAGAAGAUAUUGGGCCUUCGGUGGCACUCACAAUCUGACAGUUUCGGGUUUCAAGUCAACGCGUUGGAUCGUGAGUGCACCAAACGCACUAUAUUGUCGGAAGUAGCGCGCAUCUUCGACCCCUUGGGUUUUCUGGCCCCACUCACCUUUACCGCGAAGUGCUUAAUUCAGCGUCUGUGGACCCUUAAAUUAGAUUGGGAUGAUGAGCCACCGAUGGACAUUCGUCGCAGUUGGAACCGUUUCCAGACGGAGCUCGGCGUGUUAUCCUCCCUUCGCGUUCCUCGCGCGUUUAACUCGUGCCAUGUAGUUCGUUGCGAGCUCCACGGGUUCUGCGAUGCCAGCGAGCUGGGGUACGGAGCCGUGAUUUAUCUGCGAAUCGUUACGCGCGACGGCGUCGUGGUCCGCUUACUGUGCGCCAAGUUUAAGGUCGCCCCGCUUCGCCCCCUCACCAUUCCCCGUCUGGAGCUCUGCGCGGCUCUGCUCUUGUCCAAAUUAAUCGCGUACGUCCGGCGCAUCCUCCGCGGACACAUUGACAUUGACGACGAGUAUGCUUGGACGGAUUCCGAGGUCGCCCGGGCCUGGAUCCGCUCAGCACCACAACGGUGGAAGACCUUUGUUAGAAAUCGCGUUGCCCUCAUUCAGGACAACGUGCCGGUCUCAGCUUGGGGCCACGUCGACACGGAGUCCAAUCCGGCGGAUCAUUGCUCCAGAGGACUUUACCCUCGUGAUCUGGUGGCCAGUUCGACGUG